AGAAUCCUCUGUUUUACCCUCUUUACGCCAAUGGCUAUUUCUCUCAAUUCUGGCCUUACUGUUGCAGUUAGCAGAAGUAUUCGUCAAACCCCACUUUACAAUGUUAAUUUGACAACAAACCCAUUUAGUUUUAACUGCAAUUUCAGCUUAACCCCCAAUUUUUCAGCCAUUUCUGCCUCCCACAGGUCCUCCUCUGUUAUCUACAGCUCCACAGGAACUGAGACUCCAGUGGUGAGUGAGGACACCAUCAAUGUGUUGGACGAUGUUCAAGUAUUUGAUCUGAAUGGACAAGGAGUACCUAUUUCGGAUCUGUGGAAAGAUAGGAAAGCAGUUGUCGCCUUUGCUCGUCAUUUUGGAUGUGUCCUUUGUCGCAUAAGAGCUGAUUAUCUUGCAGCUGAGAAGGAUAAGAUGGAUGCAGCUGGAGUUGCACUUGUUUUGAUUGGACCUGGUAGUGUUGAUCAGGCCAGAAAAUUCUAUGAGCAAACAAAGUUUAAAGGAGAGGUUUAUGCUGAUCCAAGCUAUAGGUCUUAUGAGGCUCUGAGAUUUGUGUCAGGCAUUACAACUACAUUCACUCCCGGGGCAGGUUUGAAAAUAAUACAGGCAUACAUGGAAGGCUAUAGACAGGAUUGGGAGCUUUCUUUUGAAAAGGACACCAGGACACGAGGUGGCUGGCGACAAGGAGGAAUUAUUGUUGCAGGUCCUGGUAAAAAUAACAUCACAAACAUACACAAGGACAAAGAAGCAGGUGAUGAUCCAGAUAUAAAAGAGAUCUUGAAUGCUUGUUGUGUACAAGGCUAAUUAAUCAAGACAGUCUAUAUAUUAUGUGUAUAUACAGAUUACAGACACAUUAUCUAAGUGUAUCAUUGUAUAUGUGUAUCAUAAUUAAACAGAAAAAGAAAAUCAAGAUGCAUCCCUUGUUCUAUUA
Solanum verrucosum is the source of this 925-nucleotide messenger RNA. Its product is annotated as thioredoxin-like protein AAED1, chloroplastic. The transcript has 9 exons. Gene Ontology annotation, molecular function: antioxidant activity. Bases 31 to 798 code for a protein of 255 amino acids. NCBI's taxonomy places the organism in Eukaryota, Viridiplantae, Streptophyta, Magnoliopsida, Solanales, Solanaceae. The record is from RefSeq and is a predicted model, not a curated record.